AUGGACUUCAAGUUUCAGAAUAUAUUUUUACUUCUUUCUGUGGCAUUUGUGGCAAGCCAUGAAGCUUUACCUUCACAGGAAGAUUACUGGAGAUCUGUGCUGCCUAACUCUUCCAUGCCUAAAGCUGUGAAGGAUCUUCUCCAUCCUGGCAAACCAGUCAACGUUGGAAUCACACCAGAUGCAUUUCCCAUCAUCUAUCACCAUGGAGCUGACGAAAAUCAACUGCGUGAUAAUCAAAAUGUAACCCUGUUCUUUCUGGAAAAGGAUCUUUAUAAAGGAAAUAAUAUGAAAUUGCACUUUUUUAAGAGUGCAUAUGAUCGGGGGAGUUUAUUGCCUCGUCGGGUUGCUGAUUCAAUUCCAUUUUCGUCAGAAAAGUUUCUAGAAAUUCUUAAUAGAUUUUCAGUGAAUCCCAGUUCGAAAAAAGCCAACAUCAUGAAGAAAACAAUUCAAGAAUGCGAAGAGGCAGGGAUAAAAGGAGAAGAAAAAUACUGCGCUACUUCAUUGGAAUCCAUGGUGGAUUUCAGCACCUCCAAGUUGGGACCAAAAGUCGAGGCAGUUUCUUUUGAGACAGAGCAGGAAACUCCAUUGCAGAAGUACAGAAUUGUUAAGGUCAAGAAAAUAUCGGGGGAGAAAGUAGUUGCUUGCCACAAGCAAAGGUAUGCAUAUGUUGUUUUUUACUGCCACAAGACAGAAACCACCAUGGCUUACAAGGUGGCGAUGGUGGGGGACAAUGGCACAAAGGUGGAAGCUGUGGCGGUUUGCCACAAGGAUACGACGGCGUGGAACCCGAAACACUUGGCUUUUCAGGUGCUGAAGGUGAAACCAGGGAAUAUUCCAGUCUGCCAUUUCCUUCCUAUGGAACACAUUGUGUGGGUUCCUAAACACUAG
Fraxinus pennsylvanica is the source of this 888-nucleotide messenger RNA. Lineage: Eukaryota; Viridiplantae; Streptophyta; Magnoliopsida; Lamiales; Oleaceae. The record is from the annotation of a GenBank genome assembly.